Neopsephotus bourkii (Bourke's parrot) is the source of this 4302-nucleotide messenger RNA. RefSeq names its product heparan sulfate 6-O-sulfotransferase 3 (gene HS6ST3). The transcript is spliced from 2 exons. Gene Ontology annotation, cellular component: membrane. The coding region runs from base 182 to 1465 and encodes 427 amino acids. The record is from RefSeq and is a predicted model, not a curated record. Gene Ontology annotation, molecular function: heparan sulfate 6-sulfotransferase activity. Lineage: Eukaryota; Metazoa; Chordata; Aves; Psittaciformes; Psittacidae.
GCGGGCUGCGGCGCGGGGCGCUGCGCUGAGGGGAGAGGAGCCCAGCCGCAGCCGCCUGCCAGGACCAUGCCGUCGGGAAGGGAGCCGGGAGACCCUCGGCUGCGGGAUCCGAGCGGGGCGGCCGCCCUGUCAGCGCCCGGCAGCGCCUGAUCCCGCGCCGCGCUGCUCCCCGUGCACCGCCAUGGACGAGCGCUUCAACAGGUGGCUGCUGCCGCCGCUGCUGGCGCUGCUCUUCUUGCUCAUCGUCUACCAGUAUGUGUCGCCCGCCUGCCCCGGCGCCGCCUGCGCCCGCCGCCCGCCGGCCUCUGCCGCCCGCCGUGGGGGGGGCCCGGCGGAGCGGGAGGAGGAGGAGGCGGCAGCAGGUACCCCGGAGGAGGAGGAGGAGGUGGCGGCGGAGGCAGCGGUGGCGCUGCCGCGGCUGGUGGCCAAGUUCCCGUUCGCGCGGGGGGAGCUAUGUCGGCGCGUGCGGUUCGACAUGCGGGGCCGCGACGUGAUCGUCUUCCUCCACAUCCAGAAGACAGGCGGCACCACCUUCGGGAGGCACCUGGUGCGCAACAUCCGCCUGGAGCAGCCCUGCUACUGCCGCGCCGGGCAGAAGAAGUGCGCCUGCCACCGGCCGGGCGGCGACAAGGACACGUGGCUUUUCUCCCGCUUCUCCACCGGCUGGAGCUGCGGGCUGCACGCCGACUGGACCGAGCUCACCAGCUGCGUGCCCGCCGCCAUGGAGCGCCGCGGCUGCGCCGGCAACCGCACCCUCAGGAACUUCUAUUACAUCACGAUGCUGAGGGAUCCAGUGUCACGGUACUUGAGUGAAUGGAAGCAUGUCCAGAGGGGUGCGACGUGGAAAACUUCCCUUCAUAUGUGCGAUGGAAGAAGUCCAACACCAGACGAGCUGCCUACCUGUUAUGAAGGAGACGACUGGUCUGGAGUCAGUUUACAGGAAUUCAUGGAUUGUAGCUACAACUUGGCCAACAACCGCCAGGUGCGCAUGCUGGCAGACCUCAGCCUGGUGGGAUGCUACAACCUGACUUUUAUGAAUGAGAGUGAAAGAAAUAUGAUUCUUCUCCAAAGCGCCAAGAACAAUCUGAAAAACAUGGCCUUCUUUGGACUCACAGAAUUUCAGAGGAAAACGCAGUAUCUCUUUGAGAGGACAUUCAACCUGAAAUUCAUUUCCCCAUUCACUCAAUUCAACGUUACACGGGCUUCCAAUGUGGACAUAGGUGAGGAUGUGCGGCAACGGAUAGAGGAGCUGAAUUUCUUGGACGUACAGCUGUAUGAGUAUGCGAAAGACCUGUUCCUGCAGCGCUUCCAGUACUCCAAGCAAGAGGAGCAUCAGCAGAACCGACUAAAGAGGCGAGAGGAGCGGCGGCUGUUGCGGGAGCAGAGAGCUCACCAGUCACCAAGGGAAGAGGCAGCAGAAGUAGCCGUUACUGAAGAUUAUAACAGUCAGGUUGCAAGGUGGUGAUGCUUCUCCAUCUUGACUAACAGAUGAAGAGGAUCACAGAAUUUGUGCAACUUGGCUACCUGGGAAUUAGCCAAGGAAGGCCUAUGCUUUGGGAAAUGAGACCACAUCUGACAACUAACUACCCCUCCUUGUCUCAGUUUUUCUUGGUUUCUGCCAGUGAGGAGAAUGUAUUUUUUUCUCAAUAGGCAUUGAUUAGUGUUACUGAAUCACAGUAGAAUAGAUUCCUGUCCAAAAAGACUUCCUUCAAAGCCCUAAGCUAUGAUGAUGGGUUGAAGAGAGAGCUAUAUCCUUUGCAUUAACAGAGGUACCCCAUAGGAUCUGAGCUACUAAAACUUGUGCAGACAUCUGUUGAUAAAAAGUACCUGGUUUGGUUCCUCUGUGACAUGAGAGCUGGUUUGUUUCAUACUGUCCUUUGCAACUGUAUAGCUUUCUAGUGAAUGAAAUGGAGGAAAGCACAUUGCCCUUUGAGCUUCUACAUGCUGUGUUUUGAUUAAGGGAAGAAUUUGCUGAGGUGAUUAAAAAAGACCUAGGAAAUGUGGGACUGGGGCAUUGCUUGUCCUGUUCUGUUAGCCAGGAGUCAGAGAUGAUUUAUAAGUGAGGUGGUGGCAGGGUUAGCUUAUUUCUCUGGAGAUGCUGAGAGUACUAAAACCAGCCAGGCAGCAGCCACCCUUCUGAGCAUGUGUGGCAAAGGCAAAGCCUUGAGAAAUGAUGUCCAUUCAACAGCUAGGCAGAUAUCAUGGAGAUUAUCUGGAUGGAGGCAAUGAAAGCAGCCUUUGCGUUCACAAAAGGUAAAGAAGGGGCAAGCAAGCUACAGGGAAGAGGAAAGAGAGAGCAGGAAAAGCUGAAAUAUUAGUGUGACAUUUUCCAGAUUUGCUUUGAAAGCCUGGAGAUCUAUUGUCUGUGAGGGUAGGCAGGGUUAUGGUAUUGUCUGUUAAAAUACAUUGAUGCCAAGUGAAUACGAUUUAAAUUGGUUUUCUCUCUAACUACAGUAGUGGCUAGAAAAAAAAUCAGCUUUCAGUUUUUUAGGAUACAUAAUGACUAUGUGGAAAGUCUUGAUAAUUAUCACUCUGUAUGAAGAUUCUUUGUAAAUUUAUUGUUUCAUGAUGGGAGAUCUUUAUCUGGCUUUGUUCCUUGUCUAGAAAAAGAUUCAGUGGGUUCCUCCUCCACAUGUUACAUUCUUGGGGUUAAACUGCAUCUCUUUAUUCCAAGAUUUUAUGUUGUUCCAUUUGCAAUAGUGAAAUUUUUAAAAAGAGGGUCCUGUGCACCGUGGAUCUUUUGAGAGAGUUUUUUUUCCUUCUUCUAGCAUAAAUGUAAAGCAUUAGGAGGAAAUUUCUCUAAGUGCCUCAACGUGGCUGCUAAAUCAAGAUGCUGAAAGUAUAUUAUUGCAUGCAUGAAUGGCUUUUACCUUACAGAUUUGCUAAUUAGAAAUACUGGAGUACCUGAUGUGGAUACACAUUUCUCAUUUAUUUUCAAAAUUCAAGGCUUUUAUCCAGUGGGUAAAAAAAAUAAUGAGUUACAGAAGAAAAGAGGCUGAAUUUCAGUAUUUGUCUUUUCAUUUCCAACUUUUUGGGGUUUUUUUUAGUGCAUGCUGUAUCUUCUUCUGACAAUGCUGUUGCUACUUACCUAUACACAAUAUCAGAGAUAAGACCUAACCCAUCCUGUUGAAAGUUAAUGCAUACAAUAAUACAUUAAACAUUGAAUAUCAUAACAGCUAUUAAGACGUGAAGAGGGCUGUCAAGAUGAUGCCUCGUCAUCAAUAUAGUUUAUUAGCAUUAUGCUGAUUUAUGCCUGAUUGUCAGUGUGAUACUUCUGGGGUGAGUAGUGAUGCUUUAUGAUCCCUAAUACCUGUUCCACUGGUGGAUCAUGUGCAUCUCUUCCCACCUCUGCAUUCAGAAGGGAAAACACAGGACUGCAGAUCAUUACUCUCCUGCUUGGGAUAUCUGCCUUAGAGAAGAGUGAGGAGCAUUCUAGACUUCCCAGAUGGUGCUGCUUGGAUCUCCGUAGCCUGGAAGAGGCACUUGACACCUCACUCACAUAUGGACACCAACCUUCAGAGGUUUAAAUUGAAAUGUUUACAGUCUAGGUAUGAAGCUCGCCCUGGCUGCAGGACAGGAAGGCCAUGAAGAGCUAAGCCUGACCGAUAUUAUUGAACCUUCAUCGCAAUGCAGGUAAUUCACAGUGAUCUGAUAUCUUAUCUGCUGAUACCAGGGCUUCAGGUUGGGCUGGCCCUAUGGAAGCAGGAGCUUUCUGGUUGGUGACACAGGAACGACAGGAGCUGUUGCAUCUCACUGUUCUUGGGCCCACCGCUGCAUCUUGCUGCAGACCCUGCAGCAAGGAAGGGGAAGGCUGCCUUGGCACCUGAUACUGUAUGUCCAGGAUUUGCAGAUGUGCUCCAUGCUUCCAUGAGGAGGAAUGGUGUGCUGGGGGGACCCUGAAGGGCCAGAGGAAGGGCUGUGCAGGAGAAUAGCCAGCCACGUGAGAGAAAAGAUGCAAGGCCAAGUUCACAUUAAGAAGGAAGAUAAGUGAGAAAGUAGAAUCAGUCCCAGCCCAUCUUUUGUGGUAAAGAAUAUUUUCUUCCCCCCCGGCCCCAUCACAAAAAAGGGUCCCCUUUCUCUCAUCCCUGCCUCUUUCCCCAGUGGGCCACCUCUCCAUGCUGCUCACAGCAACAGGGGACUAGUUUUUCAUUUAGAAAAUGCAGUGUUAUCUUUUCAGGGGAGAGGAGACAGAGCUCAGCAAUGGUUCCCUGGAGCCUUACCAGUGACUGUAAGUAUCAGUUUCAGCUAUUUAAGCACACCAACCAUUCUCCAGACUAUUCCUUCUCCCUGACACAAAAGAAA